Molecule: messenger RNA, 3623 nt
Organism: Acipenser ruthenus (sterlet)
Lineage: Eukaryota; Metazoa; Chordata; Actinopteri; Acipenseriformes; Acipenseridae
Exons: 1
Coding region: 175-3429 (1084 amino acids)
Biological process (GO): DNA integration
Molecular function (GO): nucleic acid binding
Source: RefSeq, a predicted model, not a curated record
GAGUUACAACAGAAGGCGACAGUAGAAUGCGCUACACACAAACUUGCUGCUAGACGUACUAAUGCAAAAGAGAUAUCUUGUUUUCGUUGUGGAAAGAAAUCACAUGACGCAAGUGACUGCUGGUUUAAAGACAAAGAUUGCAAACAAUGUAAUAAGCGAGGUCACAUUCAGAAAAUGUGUAAAUCAGCUGCUAAUGUAAAACGACCGCAGCAGUGGAAAAGGAAAGACACGUCGAUGCACCACGUCACAGAAACAGAUUCUGACUCACCCGAAGAGGGUUUAGCUUGCCUUGAACUAUUCAGCUUAAAAGAAACAGAUCGCAAAAUAAUUUGGAUCACACUACAAGUUGAGGGAAAGACACUGAAAAUGGAGCUAGACACUGGGUCUGCCUUAUCAGUAAUUUCUCACGAAGAGUACUUGGAACGUUUUCCAAAUGUAAAAUUGCGGUCAACCCCAGUCUUGCUGAAAACGUAUACAGGAGAAAAGAUUUCCCCAGUAGGCCGGAUUCCUGUAAAUGUAACUUACAAUAAUGUCAAGCACCUCCUGGAUUUGUAUGUAAUUAAGCAUGGAGGACCACCACUGUUAGGGCGGGAAUGGCUGAGGAAGAUUCAACUGGACUGGCAUUCCAUUAAAGCCCUGCGGGUGGCGCCAGAAACAAGUGACAGUUCUACAAAUGAUAAACUAACUGAAUUAUUAAACCGGUCAUCACAAGUGUUUCAGGAUGGCAUUGGUACCCUGAAACACAUGAAAGCCAAAAUUGUGCUGGAAGCUGAGGCUCAGCCAAGGUUCAACAAAGCGCGGCCUGUACCCUAUGCUAUACGCCCCAAAGUAGAAGCUGAACUGAAGCGUUUAGAAGAGGCAGGCAUCUUGUCUAAGGUGGACUGGUGUGAAUGGGCAGCACCAAUAGUGCCAGUAAUAAAAAAAAGUGGAGAUCUGCGCAUUUGCGGUGAUUUCAAAGUCACUGUGAACCCUGUACUGCGCGCUGAUCAAUACCCUCUGCCACGUAUUGAAGAUAUUUUCGCCUCAUUGGCAGGAGGUGCAAGAUUCUCAAAGAUAGAUUUGGCUCAGGCCUAUUUACAAAUGGAAAUGGAAGAAACAUCAAAGAAAUUUCUUACUAUUAACACACACAAAGGCCUUUUUCAGUACAACCGUCUAGUGUUUGGCAUUGCAUCAGCCCCAGCAAUCUGGCAGAGGGCCAUGGAUCAAGUCCUACAAGGCAUACCAGGUACGCAGUGUUACCUAGAUGACAUCAUCGUGACUGGAGCGGAUGAUAAGGAACAUCUAGAGAACUUGCAACAGGUACUAACUAGGCUGUGUGAGUAUGGACUGAGAGCUAACAAAGACAAAUGUGACUUUUUCAAAGAAACUAUAGCCUACUGUGGCCAUACCAUUGAUAAGCAAGGCCUACACAAGUCACAAGACAAGAUUGAUGCUGUACUCGGAGCGCCACAGCCACAAAACGUAACACAACUUCGAUCUUUCCUGGGAUUGAUUAACUACUACCACAAGUUUCUGCCAAAUAUGUCCACGGUGUUACACCCUUUGAAUGCUUUACUGCAGAGUGGGAGCAAAUGGGAGUGGUCUGAGAAAUGUAAACAUGCUUUCAAGGAGGCUAAAACACUGAUUACUUCAAAGAAGGUACUCACUCACUAUGAUCCAUCCUUACCCAUUAAGCUGGCUUGUGACGCUUCCCCCUAUGGAGUUGGUGCUGUGUUAUCGCACAAGAUGCAGGAUGGCUCUGAGAGACCAAUAGCUUUUGCGUCAAGAUCUCUUUCAGCAGCAGAACGCAAUUAUGCUCAGAUUGAUAGAGAGGGCCUAAGUCUAGUGUGGGGAGUAAAGAAAUUUAACCAGUAUUUGUUUGGCAAGAAAUUCACAUUGGUCACUGACCACCAACCCCUAGUCUCCAUCUUUAACCCCAGGAAAGGUGUUCCGGAAAUGGCAGCUGCACGGCUACAGCGUUGGGCUUUGUUCUUAGGGGCACACUCCUAUGACAUUGAAUUCAAGGGCACAAAGCACCACGGUAAUGCAGAUGGCCUCUCACGACUGCCGCUGGAGACACUUAACCAAGAGACUGAGCCAGAUCCUGUUGACAUGUUGUAUGUAGCACAGAUGGACUUGUUACCAGUAACGAAUGCUCUGAUACAAAAGGAGACUAAGAAUGACCCUGUCCUGGCUAAAGUGUAUGAUAUAACCGUAAAAGGUUGGCCAACACAUGGAGACCCCCAGUUGUCUGCUUUCUAUGCACGGCGAGAGCAGCUGUCAGUGUAUCAUGGAUGUGUUAUGUGUGGCACCAGAGUUGUCAUACCCUCUAAACUACGAUCAAGAGUGCUUGAGGCGUUGCAUGAUGGCCACUUGGGAGUGGUUAAGAUGAAGGCACUGGCCCGCAGCUACGUCUGGUGGCCUGGCAUAGAUCAACAGAUUGAAGACUUAGCAAAAGGGUGUCCAGGAUGCCAACAAAUACAACACAUGCCUAAGCUAGCACCACUGCACACAUGGGAGUGGCCCUCCACCCCAUGGCAGCGAGUACACAUUGAUUACGCCGGACCCUUCAUGGACAGAAUGUUUCUUGUAGCAGUGGACGCACAUUCAAAGUGGCCGGAAGUUUUCUGUGUAAAAUCUGCUACGUCCGCUAAAACAGUUGAGAGUCUGCGAACACUCUUUGCACGGACUGGGCUGCCUGAGCAGAUUGUGAGUGAUAAUGGAACCCAAUUCACUUCUGAAGAAUUUCAAACAUUUGUGACGAGAAAUGGCAUCAAACACAUAACAUCUGCCCCUUAUCACCCAGCCACCAAUGGUCUGGCAGAAAGAUUUAUCCAGACGUUCAAGCAGGCAAUGCGAGCAAUGGGGAGAGAACCACUGUCAGUACAGCAAAAGCUAGCCAACUUUCUUUUGGCUUAUCGAAACUCGGUACAUGCCACAACAAGUCAGACACCAGCUAUGUUGUUUAUGGGCCGAAAUCUAAGAUCGAGACUAGACUUGUUAAAGCCUGAUCUUCGCAGAGAGGUACAGAAGAAACAGUGUGACCAGCGCACGAGCAAGGGGCCCUUACGAACCUUUGCAGUGGGACAGGAGGUGCUAACAAGGGAUUAUCGUAAUCAAAAAUGGGUGCCAGGAGAAAUUGCUACAAGAUUGGGACCACUCAGCUAUACAGUAAAAAUUAGUCCAAAUCUCAUCUGGCGUAGGCAUGUGGACCAGCUACUGUCUACAGCUUCCAGGAACCAGCGUAGUGAAACCUCAACUUCCACGCCGGCUGUGUUCCCGGAGCCAGGAAUAACCGCCAUGGAUGAGUCUCAGUGGGCUGUGGACAGUGCUGAACCACUUGGUGGAAAUGUAACUAUCCCAACUGAAAUUCCAGAGACUGCCUGUUCCGUUGCACCCAGACGUUACCCAGAGAGAAACCGGAAUCCACCACAAAGGCUUGAUUUGUAGUUCACAUUUUGUGAAACAAUGUUUGUUUAUAGUAUAAAAAGAUCCCAUAUGCUGUAGCUGUAUUGCACUAUAAGCAAUUCAUUUAAGGCAAUUUUAAAACUAAGUGGGGAGGAAUUGUUAUGUAUGUGAUCUGUGUAAUUCAUUAAGAGCACUACUUUUCUGGUGUAAGUUUACCAUAGUUCCGGUCAGAGGUU